Molecule: messenger RNA, 2562 nt
Organism: Symbiodinium necroappetens
Lineage: Eukaryota; Dinophyceae; Suessiales; Symbiodiniaceae
Source: the annotation of a GenBank genome assembly
GCCUUCCUGGUCGGCGAAUCGCUGAUGCGCCAGGCCGAGGUGACCGCCGCCACCCGGGCGCUGCUGGCCGGCAAGGCGGUGAUGGUCGACGUCGGCGCCAAGGCCGAGACCGAGCGCCGCGCCACCGCCCGCGGCGAGGUGGUGAUGCAGCCGGAGACGCUGCGCCUUAUCGAGUCGGGCGGCGUGCAGAAGGGCGACGUGCUCUCGGUCGCGCGCCUGGCCGGGAUCAUGGGGGCCAAGCGCACGCCGGAGCUGAUUCCGCUGUGCCACCCCCUGGCGCUCACCUCGGUCACGCUCGACCUGCGGCUGCGGCCCGAGCGCGACGCCGUGGAGAUCGAGGCGACCUGCAAGUUGACCGGGCGCACCGGCGUCGAGAUGGAGGCGCUGACCGCGGUGAGCGUGGCGGCGCUGACGGUCUACGACAUGUGCAAGGCGGUCGACCGCGGCAUGCGCAUCGACAACGUCCGGCUGGUGCACAAGACCGGCGGCAAGUCGGGCACCUACGAAGACGACGAAGCAGAGUGUUUCUUCGCGACCGCGCGGCCGCGCGACGCGAGGCCAGGCGAUCGCGAACCACCGCAGCGGAGCAGCGGCAUGAUUUCCGUCGAAGAGGCGCAGACGCGGGUCCUGGCCGCCUUCUCGCCCCUGCCGGCGGAGACCGUGGCGGUCAACCAGGCGCUCGGCCGCGUGCUGGCGGAGGACGUCACCGCGCGCGUCACCCAGCCGCCGGCCGACGUCAGCGCCAUGGACGGCUAUGCCGUGCGCGCCGAGGACCUGGCGGAGAUUCCGGCGCGGCUGCAGGUCGUCGGCCGGGUGCCCGCCGGCGGCCGCUACGCCGACCGCCUGGCGCCGGGCCAGGCGGUGCGCAUCUUCACCGGCGCGCCCCUGCCCGACGGCGCCGACACCAUCGUCAUUCAGGAGGACUGCACCGCGGAGGGCGAUGCCGUCGUGGUCCGCGCCGGCGCCGCGCGCGGCACCUACGUCCGCCCGGCCGGCCUCGACUUCCGCGCCGGCAGCCUGGGCGUGCCGGCCGGCCGCCCGGUCAGCGUACGCGAUCUCGGCCUGAUCGCGGCCAUGAACCGCCCCUGGGUCUCGGUGCGCCGGCGCCCGCGCGUGGCCGUGCUGGCGACCGGCGACGAGGUGGUGAUGCCGGGCGACCCGCUCGGGCCCAGCCAGAUCGUCUCCUCCAACGGCCUGGCGCUCUGCGCCCUGGUCGAGGCGUGCGGCGGCAGCGCGAUCAACCUGGGGAUCGCCGCCGAUUCGGCCGAGUCGCUGCAGCGUCUGGCGGCCGGCGCGGCCGGCGCCGACCUGCUGGUCACCACCGGCGGCGCCUCGGUCGGCGAGCACGACCUGAUUCGCUCGGUGCUCGGCGAGGCGGGGCUGGAGCUCGACUUCUGGAAGAUCGCCAUGCGGCCGGGCAAGCCGCUGAUGUUCGGCCGCCUGAAGGACACGCCGAUGCUGGGCCUGCCGGGCAAUCCCGUCUCCAGCCUGGUCUGCGGCCUGCUGUUCCUGCGGCCGAUGCUCGACCGCCUGCUCGGGCUGCAGCGCCCGGCGCACCCGCUGGAGCCGGCGCUGCUCGGUGCCGAUCUCGGCGCCAACGACCGGCGCCAGGACUACCUGCGGGCAAGCCUGGAGACCGACGCCGACGGCCGCCGCGUCGCCACCCCCUUCGGCCGGCAGGACAGCUCGAUGCUGGCCACGCUGACGCAGGCCGACGCCCUGAUCGUGCGGCCGCCGCACGCGCCGGCACUUGCCGCCGGACAGGUCGUCGCGCUGCUUCGAUUUCCGGCCGGCCUGGGGAGCAUCGACGUUCGGCAAGCUACGCGCUGGGAGGCAGCGGGUCCCUUGCGGGCGUCCAACAAAGGGCCGGACGAUAUGUUGACGCGGAAGCAACACGAGCUGCUGCUGUUCCUGCAUGCGCACCUGGGCGAGCACGGGGUCUCCCCUUCCUUCGACGAGAUGAAGGAGGCGCUGGGCCUGAAGUCGAAAUCUGGCAUCCAUCGGCUGAUCACCGGGCUGGAGGAGCGCGGCUUCAUCCGGCGCCUGCCGCAUCGCGCGCGCGCCAUCGAGGUGCUGCGCCUGCCCGAGGACAUGGCCGGCAAGUCGGGCUUCGCGCCGAACGUGAUCGAGGGCGGCCGCCGGGCUGGCCUGGCGGGCGCGCGGGUCGCCACCGACAGCGAGGCGGUCAGCCUGCCGCUCUACGGCCGCAUCGCCGCCGGGACCCCGAUCGAGGCGCUGCGCGACCACUCGAACUAUGUGGACGUGCCGGCCGACCUGCUCAGCCGCGGCGAGCACUACGCCCUGCAGGUCGAGGGCGAUUCCAUGGUCGAGGCCGGCAUCCUCGACGGCGACACCGUGGUGAUCGAGCGCAGCGACCAGGCGGAGAACGGCGCCAUCGUCGUCGCCCUGGUCGACGACGCCGAGGUCACGCUCAAGCGCUUCCGCCGGCGCGGCGGCGCCAUCGCGCUGGAGCCGGCCAACCGCAACUACGAGCCGCGGCUCUUCCCGCCCGACCGCGUCAAGGUCCAGGGCCGCCUGAUCGGCCUUCUGCGCCGCUACUGA